Myotis myotis is the source of this 2826-nucleotide messenger RNA. RefSeq names its product pleckstrin homology domain containing S1 (gene PLEKHS1). The transcript is spliced from 9 exons. The record is from RefSeq and is a predicted model, not a curated record. The coding region runs from base 41 to 1186 and encodes 381 amino acids. NCBI's taxonomy places the organism in Eukaryota, Metazoa, Chordata, Mammalia, Chiroptera, Vespertilionidae.
AAAUUCCAGUGUAGACGUUGGCAUAAGUAGCCAUGAAAAAAUGCGAUCUGUACAGAAGAUGUUUAAGUGCCACCCCGAUGAGGUGAUGUCCAUCAGGACCACCGACAGAGAGUACUUCCUCAUCGGCAGCGACAGGGAGAAGAUUAAAGACUGGGUCUCGUUCAUGUCAUCAUUCUGCCGGGAUAUGAAAGCAGCACGCCCGAAUGCAGAGGAGACACUCUCAUUGGCUGCAAAAAGGCCCUCUUCAGACCCCAGCCCUCUCCUCGGGUAUUCCAGCACAUCGGAGGCCGUCGGCUCCACCACAUCAAGAAAUACUCUUCCAGACAUGCAUUUAAUGGAAAAAAGUCCUCCAGGACUCAGACAAGCUCAUCUACUACAUGAUUUCUUGACAGAGACUACUCAGGAUACGGAAGAAGAGAGUCACUAUAUUAGUCCUCGAAGUAUUCUUUUAGAGUUGGAUAAUAUUAUUGCUGCCAAUGAAUCUGAUGAACCCACUGAACUUGAUAGUCCAGACCAGGUCUCUGAGAGACUUGAGCAUCAUUACAUGUCAAUGAAAUCCUGUUUGUUCAAAGAGACAACCGAUGAGUCUGCUCGUAGCGAAGAGGAAUCCCAGGCCCUUCCAGAGACCCAGAACAGGGAGCUUCGCCUGCAAGAACAAGGUUCCAGGAGUGACUCUUGCCUUCCACCUGCCACAACAGAGGCCCAGACCAUGAAUGGCAAAAAGGGGUCGACCUCACUAACUGUUGUGCAAUUGUCCAUAUUAAUCAAUAACAUUCCUGAAGAAAGCCACUUGGAGAAACUGAAUGUGUUCCUUUCUCCUCUCGACGUCACCAAUUAUUUGGGUCUCACAGAAGCUUCAGGACUGAUAUGUGUGGCUGCGUGGAAGGGACCCCCACGCCUGGGAUGCUUAUUUUUUCACGGAGACCACCUUUUGGCCGUGAAUGACCUAAAGCCCCACAGUCUGGAAGAGGCCUCCUUGUUUCUCAGCCGGUCCAUCCAGAAGGAGAAAGUGAAACUCACUAUAGGCCGGAUCCCAAAUUCCGAGAAAUUCCACGCUAUAGACUGUACAUGCUCCUUCAAAUACCAAGACGUCGUACCUUCUGAAUUGGAAAAGUCUGAACUAGAUAGGGCACUGAAGAGGAGCCCAGCCAUUAGAAAGGGCCAUCAGAAGAGAACUGGGGAGUAACAUGUGGGACCCACCCAAGGGGUGGGGAUAGGACCCGGACUCCGUACUGGACUCUGCCACUUAUCGCUGUGUGAGGAAAGGCAAGUCAGCACACCUCUCUGAAUUCCCACAGCUGCCUCUGCACAAUGGGACUGACUACACCCUCGCUGGCAACUGCGUCAGGGGCGUGAAGUGGGCCAAGUGGGAUAAAGACUACGGGACAUAGUGAAAAUAGGAGGCCUUCUCUCAGACUUCGUUCCAAACAGCACAGACAGAGAUUGGGUAAUUCCCUCACUGAGAAUGUGCUGUGCGCUCUGAGGUCACAGUCCACAUAAUCCCUUCUUUGUUAGGGAACGUGCUGUUGGAAAUACUCAUUCCGGGAAGGCAAGAUUCCUGAGAGAGAUGUGAUAUCAUUCAGCCUUCCCAACACUUCCUGCUACACAUCAUGCCUGUGGUCCAGAACGCUGGGACAAACUGCAACACACACGAAAGAAAGAGAGAGAGAGAGAGAGAGAGAGAGAGAGAGAGAGAGAGAGAGAGAGAGAGAGAGAAAGAAAGAAGAAAAAUAAACAGAAUGCUGAGAUAGAGUGGCCUCUAGAAUUCAAUAAUUAUCUUUUUUAAAGACCCAGUAACUAUGUUAGAAGUUAAAGCAGUUUUAGGUCAUAUCCAGCAAAGACCUACUUGCUCUCUAAAUAAGAGAACCACUUAGCACUUCUAAGUUUGGAAGGUCUUAACUAAUGGAUGCAUUAACUAAUUGAUCCCGGACGGGCAAAAGAACCCAAUCUUUUUUCAUACGUAGGAAAACAAAGGCAGAGAGCCAAAGGACUAACCCAGCCUGGGGAUGGUAGAGCAACAGGGGGCUUCAGAAAAGACAGGGUGGGCAAAAAGUAGGUUUACAGUGGUUUGUAUAGAAAACAGUACAAUAAUUAAUAAAUAAUAAGACAAGCAUAAACUCAGUUGGGAGUUUGGCAUACUCCUACUAUAAACCUACGUUGCCCACCCUAUAUGUUUUACCAGCUGUGAUUUUGCAUGGGAAGAAAUCAAGGCCUCGAACAUUUAAUGAUCUACUGCCUUUGUGGCUCCCCGUUUCACACCUGCUAGUGGCAGAACCAAGAAUCUAAAACCAGCUCUGAGAAGCAGGUGUCCUGAUCCCCACUUUGUAUUUAGAUUUAGGUUGGAAAAGACCUUCAGCACAUAGAAGAGACAUUCAAAUACAGUUCAUUUUCUGUUAAUGAAAUCUUUACCUAAUGACCAAGGAUUUGGCAGGAUCUCAGAGCCAUUCAUUCUCAGUAUCAACUCGGGCUAGAUGGUUCUGGAAAACGAAAGGUUUAAGUGAACUUUGCACUCACAGGUCGAACUCUGGAGCUGGCCUGCCUAAGUUGGCAGCCACUAGCCACAUGUGGCCUUUUACAUUUAAAAUUAGGUAAAAGUUAAAAUUUAGUUUCUCGGUUGCACUAGCCACCUUUGGAAUGUGCAGUAGCCCUAUGUGGCAGGUGGCUACAGCAUUACCCAACAAAGAAUACGUCCAUCCUCAUGGAAAGUUCCAGAAAACAAGGCUGCUCCUCAGUGUUCAACUUCCAAGAGGGGAACAGGUCACAUUUGCCUCAUUCAAAAGCAUUAUUCUAUUUUGAUAAUGUUUCCAAAUAAAAUAUUCACAUCAA